AUGGCUUCCACCAUGAAAUUUAUGCUUUUCUCUGUGCUCUCCCUCAUUUCUUUCCAAGCAGUAGUCUCGAUUGCCCCAUUACAAUUUCAACAUCCACUAGACCCUUUAACCAAAGAAGAGAUAACUCUCGUUCAAACCAUAGUCCUAAAGAAGUACCCUACCUCAAAGAACAGAUUGGCCUUCCACUAUAUUGGCCUUGAUGACCCUGACAAAGCUGCAGUCCUUAAAUGGGAAUCACUCAAACCAACUCUCAUGACAAUCCCUCGCAAAUCCUUCACCAUUGCUAUCAUCAAUAGCCAGAGCCACGAGAUCUUAAUUGAUCUAAAGGCAAGGCGCAUGCUCUCUGACAAUGUUUACACUGGACAUGGUUUCCCUACCCUAUCCGUUGAGGAACAAACCGCUGCCAUUGAGCUGCCACUGAAAUAUGGUCCAUUCAUUGAGUCAGUGAAGAAGAGAGGCUUGAACCUCUCUGAGGUUGUAUGUUCUACUUUCUCAAUGGGGUGGUUUGGAGAAACGAAGGCCGCGAGGACCGUUAGGGUCGACAGCUUCAUGAAAGAAAGUUCUCCCAAUAUCUGGGUGAGGCCUAUUACUGGAAUCAUAAUAGUGGUUGAUCUUGAACUCAUGAAGAUUGUUGAGUACCAUGACAGAGGUGUUGAACCAGUUCCUACGGCAGAGAAUACUGAAUACAGAGCUGCAUUUCUGAAGCCACCAUUCGGUCCUAAACAGAAGAGUCUGGCCACCCAUCAACCACAAGGUCCAGGCUUCCAGAUCAGCGGUCAUAGUGUUAGCUGGGCCAACUGGAAGUUCCAUAUAGGAUUUGAUGUGAGAGCUGGUGCUAUAAUUUCAUUGGCAUCAAUUUACGAUCUGGAGAAGCAUAAGUCACGUCGAGUAUUAUACAAAGGGUACAUUUCUGAACUGUUCGUGCCAUACCAAGACCCAACAGAUGAUUUUUACUUCAAGACAUUCUUUGAUGCUGGAGAGUUUGGGUUUGGUCUCUCUACUGUCUCUUUGGUGCCCAACCGCGAUUGCCCAUCCAAUGCACACUUCAUAGAUACAUACAUUCACACAGGUGAUGGUAGCCCCAGCCUAUUGAAGAACGCUGUCUGUGUAUUUGAAAAAUAUGGCGAUAUCAUGUGGCGCCACACAGAAACAGGCAUUCCUAAUGAAACGUUCGUGGAGGCUAGGACUGAAGUAAACUUAAUAGUAAGAACGGUGGUCACAGUAGGCAACUACGACAAUAUUAUAGAUUGGGAGUUCAAAGCAAGUGGCUCGAUCAAGCCCGCGAUAGCACUGUCUGGCAUACUGGAAAUUAAGGGAGCGGAUAUUAAGCACAAGAAUGAGAUUAAGGAAGAUCAACAUGGUAUCUUGGUGUCAGCAAACAGCAUUGCCGUAUACCACGACCACUUCUACAUAUACUAUCUUGACCUUGACAUUGAUGGCGUUGAAAACUCCUUCGAGAAGACCACUUUGAAGACAGUAAGAGUGACGGAUGGAAGUUCAAAGAGAAAGAGCUAUUGGACAACUGAGUCUGAAUUUGCCAAGACUGAAUCUGAUGCAAAGAUUAUAAUUGGGGCAACCCCAUCUGAGCUUGCAAUUGUGAAUCCUAACAAGCACACCGCCGUUGGAAAUGACGUCGGAUACCGUUUGAUUCCAGCACUGCCAGCUCAUCCCCUUUUAACGGAGGAUGAUUACCCACAAAUCCGUGGUGCAUUUACCAACUAUAAUGUGUGGGUCACUCCUUAUAAUAGGACUGAGAAGUGGGCUGGUGGACUCUUUGUUGAUCACAGCCAUGGAGAUGAUACUUUAGCUGUUUGGACCAAAAAGAAUAGAGACAUUGUGAACAAGGACAUUGUGAUGUGGCACGUAGUGGGAAUUCAUCACGUUCCGUGCCAGGAAGACUUCCCGAUGAUGCCAUUGUUGAGCACUGGAUUUGAGCUGAGGCCAACCAAUUUCUUUGAGAGGAAUCCGGUUCUUAAGACCCUUUCUCCAAAGGAUGUUGCAUGGCCUGGCUGCCACAAGUAA
This is a messenger RNA of Gastrolobium bilobum, 2022 nucleotides long. RefSeq names its product primary amine oxidase-like. Gene Ontology annotation, molecular function: quinone binding; primary methylamine oxidase activity; copper ion binding. The transcript is spliced from 5 exons. Gene Ontology annotation, biological process: amine metabolic process. The record is from RefSeq and is a predicted model, not a curated record. Lineage: Eukaryota; Viridiplantae; Streptophyta; Magnoliopsida; Fabales; Fabaceae. Bases 1 to 2022 code for a protein of 673 amino acids.